AUGCCCCUCCCGACACAUUCCCGUGCCAUCCCGCUCCCGACACCGCCAUCCCGCUCCAUCCCGCCGACAGCCGCCAUCCCGCUCCCCGACACCGCCAUCCCUCCCACACCGCCAUCCGCUCCCGACACGCGCCAUCCGCUCUCGCACCGCCAUUCCCGCUCCCGACACCGCCAUCCCGCUCCCGGCUCUCCCGCUCCCGACACCGCCAUCCGCCUCCCGCCACCGCUUCCCGCCCGACACCGCCAUCCCGCUCCUGACACCGCCAUCCCGCUUCCCGACACCGCCAUCCCGCUCCAUCCGCUACACCGCCAUCCCGCUCCCGACACCGCCAUCCCGCAUCCCGCUCCCGACACCGCCAUCCCGCUCCCGACACCGCCAUCCCGCUCCGACACCCAUCCCGCUCACCGCUUCACCGCUUCCCGACCACCGCCCCCGCUCCGACACCGACCACCCCGCUCCCGACACCGCCACCCCGACUCCCGACACCGCUCAAUCCGCUCCCGACGAACCGCCAUCCGCUCCCGCUCCCACGCCUCCCACCUCGCUCUCAGGCGGCCGCCAUCCCCGCUUCCGACGCCGCCACGACACCGCCAUCCCGCUCCCGGCACCGCCAUCCCGCUCCCGACACCGCCAUCCCGCCCGACACGCCAUCCCGCUCCGACACGCCACGACACCGCCAUCCCGCCCCCGACACCGACCUCCGCUCCCGACACCGCCAUCCCGCUCCCGACACCCCUCGAUCCCGCUCCCGACUCAUCACCGCCAUCCGCUCCCGACACCGCCAUCCCGCUCCCGACACCGCCAUCCCGCUCCCGAACAACUCCGCACAUUCACACGCCAUCCCGCUCCCGACACCGCCAUCCCGCUCCCGGACACGCCACCCCGCUCCCGACACCGCUCCCGACACCGCCACCGACACCGACUCCCGCUCCCGACACCGCCACCCCGCUCCGACACCGCACAUCUCCCGACACCGCUCCGCUCCCGACACCGCCAUCCCGCUACCGACACCGCCAUCCCGCUCCCGACACCGCCAUCCCGCUCCCGACGCCGCCAUCUCCCGCUUCCGACGCCGCCAUCCCGCUCCCGACACCGCCAUCCCGCUCCCGACACCGCCACCCCCCUUCCAACGUCCCGCUGACACCCGGCAGCACUCUCGCUGUCACCAUUCCCGCUGACAUCACCGCUGACAUCAUUCAUUCCCGGUGA
Penaeus vannamei (Pacific white shrimp) is the source of this 1209-nucleotide messenger RNA. The record is from RefSeq and is a predicted model, not a curated record. NCBI's taxonomy places the organism in Eukaryota, Metazoa, Arthropoda, Malacostraca, Decapoda, Penaeidae.